Messenger RNA from Botrytis fragariae, 1476 nucleotides. RefSeq names its product putative fad- protein. Lineage: Eukaryota; Fungi; Ascomycota; Leotiomycetes; Helotiales; Sclerotiniaceae. The record is from RefSeq and is a predicted model, not a curated record. Gene Ontology annotation, molecular function: FAD binding. The transcript is spliced from 4 exons. The coding region runs from base 1 to 1476 and encodes 491 amino acids.
AUGAGAAACUAUUGCCUAACUACUACAGCACUCCUUGCCACUCAGGUGCUCGCCUCAAUCAAUGGAGGGUUAACAAAUGAGACAACUUGCAGUCAACUUGGCGGGAAAGUUUUCAUCCGUGACAAUAUCAAUCUCACCACCGUCAUAGAGAAUUACUGGUCAGCCCAGCCACAAGAGCAGAAUCCGGCCUGUGUCGUUCUGCCCACGACUUCAGCAGACGUCUCAACAGCUGUGCAGAUCUUGAGCAUGGGACUAAAACACGGCCUGAGCAAUUGCCACUUUGCUAUUCGCAGCGGAGGACAUACACCCGAUGCAAAUAUCAAUAAUAUUGAUGAUGGGGUCACCUUGGACCUCCAGAAUCUGAAUGUUGUGCAGCCAAAUGCCGCGAAGACCCUAGUGGCCGUUGGCCCUGGGAACCGGUGGUCUGAUGUUUACACAGUCCUGGAUCCUUUGAACCUAACUGUUGCUGGCGGUCGCUCUGAAACUGUAGGUGUUGGCGGACUAUUGCUAAGUGGUAAGAUUUUUGCUGUUCAGACUUGCCUUGUGAAAUUUUCUAAAAAUAUUGUGCUAGCCAAUGGCUCAAUCGUUAAUGCUAAUGCGACUUCCCACCCGAGUCUAUAUCGAGCGUUAAAGGGAGGCUCAAAUAACUUUGGAGUCGUCACUCGCUUUGAUCUACGAGCCAUCGAAACCGGGCUCUUCUGGGGAGGCCUCGCAUCAUAUAAUAGUUCGUCACUUCCCGCGCUCGUCAAGGCAUAUACAGAGUUUAGCAAAAGCGAGAACUACGAUCCAGCUUCUCAAAUUACACUUCUUCACGGAAUUUAUCAUAAUACAAGCAUCGUUAUGAUGCAUCAACAUUACACGAAGUCGAUCGUCUCACCACCCGAGGCUGUCUUUGCCAAAUUCGGCGGAGACACGACGAACACUUUUCGAGUUGACAGCCUUCUGAACUUCACUAUUGAGUUGGCCGCACCAACAGACAACGGCACUGUUAGAAAGGCUUUUGCCACCACGACAUUCAAGAACAACGCCAAAAACUUACAAGGGUUUGUAGACAUGUGCAACGCUACCAUAGCCAGCCUUAUAUCUAUUCCCGAGCUACAGUUCACCUCAAGCUACCAGCCCUUUGGACAGUACAUCAGCUCUCAUGCAAAAGAUACUGGAGGCAAUCUUCUCGGUCUAGAUGCAAGCGAUGGUGAUAGAGUGUUGGUUGGCCUAACAGUACAGUGGCAAGGCGCUGAAAAUGACGACAUAAUGACUAGCGCUAUACAGCAGCUCAUCAAGGAUGGAAACGAGCUAGCAGUCAGUUUGGGCGCUGAUGAUGAUUAUAUAUUCAUGAAUUAUGCAUCCAAAUGGCAGGAUGUAUAUGGUGGGGUUGGUUCGGCUAAUUUAGAGGAGCUCAGGAGGGUCAGCCUGAAAUACGACCCGAUGCAAGUGUUUCAAAAAGGAGUUCCGGGAGGGUUCAAAUUAUUUAACUGA